CCCGCCGCCCCCGCCCCGGCAGGAAAGGGCAGGUCUGCGCCGCGGCUCCCGCUCGCUCCCGCGGCGACUCGUGGUCGGGGCCGCGCGGGAGCGACAUGCCUGCGCGCCCGGGCUUGUGACCCGCUCGGGGAUGGACAGCGGCUCCGUGGCAGGCGAGCGGCCGAAGCGCACGCCGGGCCGUCAGCGGCUCCUGCCCUCCGGCUGCAGACUUCCUGCGCGCCCCGGCAUCUCCCCGGUGCCCGGCGGACGAAGCUGGCUGAGGCCUCGCGGACGGGCCGCCCGCGCGUCCCCGCUGCUGCUCCUCCUGCUCGUGCCCUCCCCGCGCCUGGCCGCCACCGCCCCGCGUAGGACGCUGGCUGAGUGCACGCGCCCGGGGCACGCCGUCCCCGUGGCCGCGCUCGGCGCCGGCAGGAAUGCGCAAUGCCGUCUGUCGCUGGGCGCCGGGCGUGUGGCCGCGCUGGCGAGCAGCCGGAGAGAGCUCAGCCUGUCUGCUGGGUGCCCGCAGCUGGAGCACAGAAAGGGGAACUUGCCCUCGUCUGUGAGUCGGAAGCUCUACUUUGACACCCACGCUUUGGUGUGCUUACUUGAAGCAAAUGGGUUUACCACUCAACAAGCGGAAAUCAUUGUGUCUGCGUUGGUCAAGAUCACAGAGACCAACAUGAAUAUCGUCUACAGCGAUACGGUCACCAAGGUGCAGCAGGAAAUCACUCUUCAGCAGAUAAUGUCUAAUAUUGCUAAUGUGAAGAAAGAUAUGGUGAUCCUGGAGAAGAGUGAGUUUUCAGCCCUCCGAGCAGAAAAUGAGAAAAUAAAACUUGAACUCCACCAGUUAAAACAGCAAAUGAUGGAUGAAGUACUCAAAGUCCGGACAGACACCAAAUUAAACUUCAAUCUAGAGAAGAGCAGAGUAAAAGAAUUGUACUCACUGAACGAGAAGAAGAUGCUGCAGCUGAGGACAGAAAUGGUGUCCCUGCACGCCCAGCAAGACAGAGCCCUGACCCAGACAGACAGGAAGAUAGAAACCGAGGUGGCUGGCCUCAAGACUUUGCUGGAGGCGCACAAGCUCGACACGAUCAAAUACUUAGCAGGGUCUGUGUUUACGUGCCUAACAGUAGCUCUGGGAUUUUAUCGCCUGUGGAUAUAAUAAAGUGCCUAUUUAAAGAAAUUUCCAUCGUUUUGCCUUAAGAGUACAAGAUUGUUGUCACAUCUACCCCAUCCUACUUUUUGCUUCUUGUUUCAAGUUUUAAUCCUAAUUUGACUUCAUGCAUAUUGCUUAUUUCUGUGCAAACCGUGGAUCCGUAACCAAGGUGACGAAGUCGGGAUUUCUGUAAUGCUUCUUCAGCACUCCCCUCUUUAGUUGACUUUCUGACCGAGCAGUGUGGACCACGUUUUCAAGACUCCAUUCGACCAAAGCAGUGGACUUGGUCUAAACCUGCAGUAUAUGACAAAAAUAAAUACUGGUGUCGUCCUCGGCUGCUUUAAGUAGUUCGUAAGGUAGAGAACUCGGGAACUCAUUUUGAAGACAAAAUAGCUUUAAAUCUGAAGAAUCCUUGGAGUCCAACCCAGAAUACCAUCUCUUCUCCGCCUCUGAGCUGUGCUGGUGCACCUUAGGGGCCUUUGUUUUCAUUGUCUUGGUGAAAAUGCGGUGCUUGCUGUUGUUAAUGCGCCUGCAGCUGGGAGUCCUGGUGCCUAACGCAGCUUUGUGAUCCCAGCACAAGUUCUUCCACUGCUGCCAAUCACGUGUUUCUGAUAUUGAGACAAGGGCUUGCCAUCUAGCCCAGGCUGGCUUUGAACUCAGCCCCGCAUCAGUGCCGCCAUGCCUGGUCUCUGUCUUUCAGAUGGCUAGCUUUCCCCCUCUUCAUCCUCUUACUUUCCUUCACCAUGUGGGAGCUCACCACACUCACGGCGUUACCUCCCUAGAAAACGCGGAAUUCUUAGAAUGAAACCCCGCUUCAGUUUGGGGUUUCGAGUAAACGUCCUUCUGGUUGUCCACCUUUUUUUUUUUUUUUAAUAAAAUGGCACACUGCACUUUCCCCCUGUGGGCUGUCUAGAUGGUGUGCACAGUGCCCAGAAUGAGUGUGCCUGUGCCUGUGCCAGCUCAGGCUGCCGCUCGCCCAGGGAGAGCCGCCACGCUUGCCAUGCGCCUCACGUGUGUUGAUUUCUUUGUGGCUGGAGAUGACCUCACAUCCACCUUUCCUCUGUCUUUAAAACAAACAGAUCAUGGUGCAGCAGGGUUUUUCUGGAGAAGCGCGUUCUCCUCUUAUUUAAGGUAUUGGCACACGGAUGAGGGUGAGCAUUUGGGAAGCGGCGACACCAAGGGACCCUUCCUGGCUUUCUCUCACGCAGGCACAAAUGUACAAGCUGGUGCACAGUGUAGAAACCCCUAGAGACAUCACCACUAGAUGUGUGGAAUAAAUCAGCCCUUGUCACGGUUCCAACCACGUUGCUAAAAAUAAAGGCUACCUUUUGUUCCUUGAAUGUAAUUUCCAAGUUUUAGAAAUCAUUAAGUUCUUGCCUCUUCAGAAAACAUUUGUGUAAGAAGAUUCUGAGCCCCACAUAUUAUGGAAAUCAAGUGCUUUUGUAUUAGAAGAGUAUCAGGGUGAAACAGAAGUUUAUCCUUUUUAAGUAGAAAAAAAAAGGUCUUAACCACCCAAUAAAACACUUUGUUGAUGUAUGCUCUCCCCUUUUCAAAAAAGAGUCCCCAAAGUCUUUCCGUCCAGCUGUCCCCAUACACUCUGCAGGCCUCCGAGAAUGCUUUCUCACAGUUAGUUAACCACAGCACAGCUUUGGAGAAAGGCCCCGAAGCCCAGAUGCCCGUAUCAUCUCCUAGAGGAAAAAGCACGGUGUGCAGUUGUCUGUUUUCCCGCAUCCUGAUCAGGUAUGCUAAGGAUCACAUCCUGUGUCUGCUUAAAGCAUUCCGAAGCCUCCUGGUCUCUGCGGGCUGUGCUGAUUUGCUCUAGAGUCCUUUAUCGGACAUUACAGUGCUGUUUGGCCUUAGAAACUGUGCUGUCAUUGAGGGUGUGGGUGUCGUGCAUAUCUGAAACUUAGGAGCGUGCAGGACUAUGCUCCCUUUAUUUCCUAAUAAAGUUGAAAAGCACUGAGCUAUAAAUAACUAUGCAUGUCCUCCCGUCGCUGCCUCGGACAUACAGUGUGUGGGUGCCAUGACCACACACUAACUGAACUUUCCUCGAUGAGGCUUCAGAGCCCUUGGGAAAUGUCUGGCAGGUUUCCAGAUGGCAGACUUGGGUCGAGCCUGUGGGACAUUUAGCAGUAGCUGCUAGGAGGGGAGGGGGAUAGAACAGUCCGGUGGGCAGCGUGCUUCCCCCUCUUAUUUCGGCUGAGGACUAAACCACAGGUCUUGAAUAUUCUAUCCUGCCUCAGUCUCCCAAGUGCUGGGUUUAUAAGCAUUAGCGUGUCUGGCUCCCUCUGGCUUUUUUUUUUUUUUUUUUGCCACAAGUCCAAUUUCACUCCUUCCCUGCAUUUGUAUGCAAAGCCCCUUUGGGGCUCUUUACUGGAGACAUUUGCUUUGAUUUCUGUACUGCUUUUCUUGUUUAAAAUCUGGCAAUAUGAUUUUCCCUUCAAGUGUGCCAUGCACCCUAGUAAGUCACAUUCAGGAACAAAGGCCUGACUCAAAGCCCAAGUCUUGCUGGAGUCUCUCAGAUGGCUUUCAGCACCAGAUCGUGAGCCACAGCAAGCCUGUGCUUGGCCUGACCUGUCUCCUGUCUUGGCCUGACCUGUCUCCCUCUGGUUUUCCUGUCCCUCCUUCCAAGCCUCUCUGCCUGCCUGCUAAUUAACCCUGUCAUUACUGUGAGCAUUUCCGUCCCCCAACCCACCCGUCUGUGCUGUGUGCCAAAACUGGCAGAACCUACCCUAGAAAAAUUUGGGACUUUAAGGUGUUCAAAAUUGUUACAGCUUUUAUGGCCCUAAGGCAAAACUGUGUUAACCGGGAAUAAUUUAUUGUUUAUGUAUAUAAGAUAUUUGCAAAUGUUAAACCUUGUAGCAAUUGUUCUCAGAAAAUAUCUUUUUACAGACUUGUACUUACAUUCCUUCAGUGAUAAUCCAGAUCAUUUUGUAACCCUUUUAAGUACUUCAGCAAAUAUUCAAUUAUAUUUUAUUAUUGUAUGGAAUGAAUAUAUUUUAUUAAUUAAGCUAAAAGAUUUAUGUUUGUGUAGUUAAUGUACCUUUCUGGUUCGAACUGUGUAUGAAAUAGAAUAUACCUUCUAUCUGGAACAGUUGUAUCUACACUCUUUUAAUUCCGCCAUUGCAAAAUGAUACCAUCCAGUUGCCUCUAGUGAAUUACAAGUAAAUAUAAUACCUAAAAAAAUUGGAUUUACAGAGAAACUAUAUUUGAAAGUGAAUGUCUGAUUUGCAAAAUAAAUAUUUAUUUGAGAGAA
This is a messenger RNA of Alexandromys fortis (reed vole), 4391 nucleotides long. It is a transcript of the gene Mcur1, whose product is annotated as mitochondrial calcium uniporter regulator 1. The record is from RefSeq and is a predicted model, not a curated record. NCBI's taxonomy places the organism in Eukaryota, Metazoa, Chordata, Mammalia, Rodentia, Cricetidae. Gene Ontology annotation, cellular component: mitochondrial inner membrane; mitochondrion. The transcript has 9 exons. Gene Ontology annotation, biological process: calcium import into the mitochondrion; positive regulation of mitochondrial calcium ion concentration. The coding region runs from base 131 to 1141 and encodes 336 amino acids.